AUGGAAUAUCCUCCUCAAUAUCAACAGCCUCACGGGCAACAUCACACUCAGUCCCAUAUGACCGGUCCGUAUCAGAAUGCCCAGGCGAACGCAGGGCAGGCCGUGGGCUCCAUGACCUCUCCGACAAAUCCCCAGACGCACAUGCAGCAACCGCAUCCCAACCACCAGGCAUCUCCCAUUUUACCGCCACAGGGUCAUUAUCAACAGGCUCAGAAUGCUCCUGGCACGGUCCAUCAAUCGAUGAACUUUCCGCAGCCGUACGGAGUCACCGCCACGAUGCCCCAGGCGUAUGCCAUCUCUCCGACCCAGGCAGCUGCCAUGGCCACUGCGGCGGCCUCAGGGCAAUUCUACCCCAUGCACCAGGAUUCUAUGGCUGGACAAAUGGCUCAAGGGCCUCGCGGCUCUCCGCGAAUGACUGGCGUGCAAGUGAAAAACGAGCGGAACCCCCGAUCUCCUACCCAGGUUUCCGGCCAGAUGCCCUCAAUUCCGUCGCAGGUGCAGAUGUCGCAGAACGCCCAGAUGCAGCAACCUCGUCGCAUGAGCCAACAUGUGGGUAGCCCACAUGUUCCUAACGCGCAGCCAGUCAUGAACCACGUUGGUCGCCCGGGAGUACCGCAGUCCAUGCCACCACCACCGCAACCCCAGGUCCAGCAAACGCAAACUUCGCCAGAAGGGGUGGCAGGACCUGCGGAGGAGUCACCGCUCUAUGUCAACGCCAAACAGUUCCACCGGAUCCUGAAACGACGGGUUGCUCGACAGAAGUUGGAGGAACAGUUGAGGCUGACGUCCAAGGGUCGGAAACCGUACCUGCAUGAAUCCCGCCAUAACCAUGCCAUGAGGCGGCCUCGGGGCCCGGGCGGUCGGUUCUUAACCGCGGAAGAGGUGGCGCAGAUGGAGAAACAAAAGGCCCAGCAGGCCGCACAAGAAAAUGCUAGCGAAAAUGCGGCCAAACCAGCCGGUGAGAACAACUCGUCGGCACAGAAACGAAAAUCUGAGGCUGACGAUGGCAACGACAACCCUGCAAAGAAGACUAAGACGAGCGCGAGCGCUGAAGAGAGCGAAGGCGUCGAAUCCCACGAGCCUUCGGAUGAAGACGGUUGA
Rasamsonia emersonii CBS 393.64 is the source of this 1101-nucleotide messenger RNA. RefSeq names its product CCAAT-binding transcription factor subunit HAPB. Bases 1 to 1101 code for a protein of 366 amino acids. Gene Ontology annotation, biological process: regulation of transcription by RNA polymerase II. Gene Ontology annotation, molecular function: RNA polymerase II cis-regulatory region sequence-specific DNA binding; DNA-binding transcription factor activity, RNA polymerase II-specific. NCBI's taxonomy places the organism in Eukaryota, Fungi, Ascomycota, Eurotiomycetes, Eurotiales, Trichocomaceae. The record is from RefSeq and is a predicted model, not a curated record. Gene Ontology annotation, cellular component: CCAAT-binding factor complex. The transcript has a single exon.